AUGCAACGCUAUCCAUGUUCUCGGCGACCUGGAGCUCGCUUCCAAGUACUGGCGUCACGUCGAGGCGAAUGCAGCCCGCUUUGCCUGCACUGGCGACCUGCCGCGUCGUAUCCGCAACUUUCGCGAUGCCCAAAAGCAUCUCGAUUGCGAAAAGGUCAUCUUGCGCCACGUAAAAUCUGGGCCUGCUACCCUCGAGCUCGUCUUAGCCUGCCCCAUGGGGUAUUCGUUGCAACACUUGAAGGCACACCAAACAUCCUUCGUAGUACUUCUGUCUUGUCUUUGCAUCAAACAGUCACCGAUUGCAUGGAUGAAUUCUCCUCCGCCUGA
This is a messenger RNA of Chondrus crispus (carragheen), 327 nucleotides long. RefSeq lists its product as hypothetical. The record is from RefSeq and is a predicted model, not a curated record. The coding region runs from base 1 to 327 and encodes 108 amino acids. The transcript has a single exon. NCBI's taxonomy places the organism in Eukaryota, Rhodophyta, Florideophyceae, Gigartinales, Gigartinaceae.